Menidia menidia (Atlantic silverside) is the source of this 393-nucleotide messenger RNA. NCBI's taxonomy places the organism in Eukaryota, Metazoa, Chordata, Actinopteri, Atheriniformes, Atherinopsidae. The record is from the annotation of a GenBank genome assembly.
AUGACACCACGUGACGGGCCUACACCUGUGGCGCGAGGCGGGGCCGCGCGCAUCCUCGCGUCGCGCGCGUUGAAGGACACUUCUUCGUUUACCGGGACCAGCUCGAGGCGGGUGGCUGUACAGGUCCGGACAGCGACUUUAGUUGUAAUUUUUCCUCUGGACUGGACUUAUUUGGUCGACGUUGGACGUCUCAUAGCGGACAGUGACGGUCGGAAAUAUUCGCCACCAUGCCCAGCAACAGGCACAGCAACCCCCUGUACCCGCCCAGCGGUAGCAAACACCACAGCAGCCGGCACAGGCACAGCGAGCUCAUGUCCAACCCAGCCUUCCCCUACAAUCCGGGGGACAAAAUGCUCCACUUCUACCUGUGGACGUCCCCCCCGGGCGUCAUGA